CAAACAGGUCUCGCACAUCUGGCACGGAGGGCGCUGCGUGGACAUCGUGCAUCAUCAACAACUGACAAGUGAGAGAACGUGUAAAUUCGGGAAAUGUUUGCAGACUUCCUUUACCAUUCGUUAUAUUUCACUCAGACAUCUGAGACAUGAUGGAAAUAGGUGUAAUUACAUGCCGCUUGUUGUUCUCCUUGCUUCUGUGCCUGAGCGUGGUUGCAAGUGACCAAAUGUCAACUUCGUCCGAAUCCAGCAGCAAUGGUGGUGUUACACGUUCUCGCUUGAAGUUUUCAGAAUGUGCAGAAGGGGAUAUUGUGUGUCAACGAGAUGUUGAAAAGGACAUGCAAGGAUUGGAAGCCAUCAAGUCCAUUCACAGACAGAUAGACGAUGACCACAACGGCAAUGUUGACCUCUCCGAAAGUGACGAGUUCCUGCGUGAUGAGCUGCAGUACAAGAGCGACUUUGAGCGGCAGCAGACACUGCACGGGGAAGAUAAAUUCAUCAGUGUGGACGACCUGUGGAUGGCCUGGAAAUACUCUGAAGUCUACAAUUGGACCGUUGAGCAGACUGUGUCCUGGCUGUGUGAUUUUGUAGAGCUACCUCAGUAUGGGGAGGCCUUCAAGAAAAAUGCCAUUGAAGGUUCCGCUAUCCCAAGGCUAGCCAUCAACAGCGCCCAGUUUCUGACGUCGAUACUCGGAAUCACCGAUCCCAUCCACAGGCAGAAGAUCUCUCUCAAAGCCAUGGACGUUGUUUUAUUUGGACCGCCAAAACCCAUCCAUAGUUACUUGAAGGACACGACUCUCUUAGUCUCGUUGGUAGUCGCCGUCGGCGGAUGUUGGUUCGCCUAUGUCCAGCACCGGUACUCCCAAUCCCACAUCAGGCAGAUGCUGCGAGACAUGGAGGGACUGCAGAGGGCAGAAGAUGCACUCAGUGACAUGCAGGAAAAAUUGGACAAAGCCCAGGAGGAACACCAGACCGCCAUCCGGGAGAAGCAGACCAUCGAGGCCAAGCUGACGGACCAGAUAUCGCGGGCCAUGCAGGAGGCAGAGAGGUUGAGGGAAGCUAGGAAGGCUGACACAAGAGACGGAGGGGGCUGUAACACACAGGACGAACUGGAGGAGAAACUGCGGCUGGCCGAAGAGGAAUUAGCGCAGCUGCGGAAUGCAUUGCAAGAGGCUGAGAGGCGGCUAGAAAGUGGCAGCGAAUGGCGCCCUCCACCAUCCCUGCAGCAGUGGCUGCAGCUGACCUACGAAAUUGAGAAGAAAUACUACACCUUUAAGAGGAGCUCGGCAGACAAGCAGCUCAGGGAAGCCAAAGAUGUGGUGGAGAAAAUCAGAAAAAAGCGAAGCACCUUCAUGGGUUCAUUCCGUAUUGCCCACGGAAGCAUUCUAGAUGAUGUAGAUGCGAGAAUAGUCAACGCAAGGUCCGCUCUAGCAGAAGUUACCACAGAGCUGAAGGAGCGGUUACAUCGCUGGGCGAUGGUGGAAGGGCUGUGCGAUUUCAAUAUCGUCAAUAACCCCGGCAUCCAUCAUUUAAUAACCACACUAGGGGUCACCAUGCCCGAUUCCUCCACAAAGUCUGUGAGGAGUGCCCUUGCGUUUGGAGGUUCCAUUGGUGCUGCUAUGGUGGUGGGCAGUUUAGCUCACGUGGAGGCCAAUGCCCCCAUGGGGCUAGAUGAGUGUGACGAAGAUAUGCCACCCCCACCAACGUACCUGUCGGCGCUGCAUGCCAGCAGCACCCUGCCUCGCCAGUCCCACACAUCCAGUACUCUCUCUCUGUCCGGGGACCAGCUUGGCAUGAAGAAGUCGAAGAGCACCAACAACAUUGCCAGCUACGGGUCAUCACUGAACCAGAUGAACCCCUCCAACCUUGCCAUGCCCAAAGCCAGGACCCCAUCCCCGCGGAGUAGAACGUACCUUAAUGACCCUUCAAACUUUGCAGUAGCCCACUCACCCCCCGUACAGCCUGAGCACAACCAAACCGCCAGCAGUCAUUCCCACAGCCACCAGCCGCAGACUCUGCACGUAUCCCAGUCAGAGAAUGCCCUGGCGAGCCUGGUCGCCAGCAGUGCAGAAAAUGGCAAGAGGCACACCGACUCGCCCAAGGGCCUUGACAACAGAAAGGCCAAGAAAGACUUCAAGAAAAGCAGCUUGUCCCAGCCGGACGGUGACACAGACAGCCUGGAAAUGGAAGAGGAGAAGAAGAAAAAGAAACGGCUGAGAAUACCAGGCCUGUCCUCCAGCACAAAGACUGAGAGGCUGAAAACCUGUUAAUGAACCUCACAGCCCCAAAGCCAGUACAGAGAAACGGCUGAGAAUACCAGGCCUGUCCUCCAGCACAAAGACUGAGAGGCUGAAAACCUGUUAAUGAACCUC
Messenger RNA from Acanthaster planci (crown-of-thorns starfish), 2369 nucleotides. Its product is annotated as stromal interaction molecule homolog. NCBI's taxonomy places the organism in Eukaryota, Metazoa, Echinodermata, Asteroidea, Valvatida, Acanthasteridae. The record is from RefSeq and is a predicted model, not a curated record. Gene Ontology annotation, biological process: intracellular calcium ion homeostasis; store-operated calcium entry; activation of store-operated calcium channel activity. Gene Ontology annotation, cellular component: endoplasmic reticulum; plasma membrane. Gene Ontology annotation, molecular function: calcium channel regulator activity; calcium ion binding; protein binding.